Molecule: messenger RNA, 718 nt
Organism: Rhagoletis pomonella (apple maggot)
Lineage: Eukaryota; Metazoa; Arthropoda; Insecta; Diptera; Tephritidae
Exons: 2
Coding region: 88-696 (202 amino acids)
Source: RefSeq, a predicted model, not a curated record
AAUGGAAAGCUGUCCAGUAAAUUGCUCCGGGAUGAAAUACGUAAACUGCGGGAGCUAGAGAACAGUAUAGUCGCUUAGCGCGCCUAGAUGGAUACUUGCAGCAGCAGUGGCACUCCGAAACCAGCACCUCGAACAUCGCUACAGCCUAAGCAACCGCAGUGGUCCGAAGUAGGCAUGACGACUGACACAACUCCAGCGGCGCAGCCAGAAGAGGGAACCACCGAUUUCAAUCGAUGCCGUCUGUGCGCACAAAAUCACGCGUUGCGGGUAUGCCAAGUGUUUCGCGCAAUGCAGCCGACCCAACGUUAUCUGGUCGCACGUGCACACAAAUUUUGCACCAACUGCCUCGCCUUAUCGCAUCACAGCAAGGACUGUCCCUCCGCUGGAAUCUGCAGGCUAUGUGGUCAGCGUCACCGUACCCUACUUCACGGGAAGACGGCACUCAGCAAAAACUCUCUGCAACACCACGCUCCAGCAUCGCGCAAAAGGCCUUCCGCACAUCGUCCCCACCGUCUACGCCGUACUGAACUCAGCUCUAACAAGCACAAGCACCCGCAUAUGGGGCAAAGAGCGAAGAAAAUCAAUACCAUCACCCAGGGAAUCCGCAUCACCAAGGCGAAUGGAAAGCUGUCCAGGAAAUUGCUCCGGGAUGCAAUACGUAAACUGCGGGAGCUAGAGAACAGUAUAGUCGCUUAGCGCGCCUAGGUGCGGGAGAAUA